Pelobates fuscus (common spadefoot toad) is the source of this 5178-nucleotide messenger RNA. It is a transcript of the gene CROT, whose product is annotated as carnitine O-octanoyltransferase. NCBI's taxonomy places the organism in Eukaryota, Metazoa, Chordata, Amphibia, Anura, Pelobatidae. Gene Ontology annotation, cellular component: peroxisome. The transcript is spliced from 17 exons. The record is from RefSeq and is a predicted model, not a curated record. Gene Ontology annotation, molecular function: carnitine O-octanoyltransferase activity. Bases 278 to 2116 code for a protein of 612 amino acids.
UUGUCCCUCGCACUGCUCCGUACUAGUAGGAGUUAUGAUAAGAUCUUGGGCAGAGGUUGUGUUUUGUGCAACACUGGAGUUCGUCCAGCUGAGAAUAAAAGACAAAAGGUAACAGGAGUGCUGCUUGCAAGGUGUACGAACAGGCCCUAGAGCUGCUCCACCUGUCCCAGGCUCCAAGGCAUGAGGAUAUCAGCUCUCCUGACUAACCUGGUUUAGGCACUUCUGUUGGGAACAUCAACAGACUCUAUAAGCAGUGAAUGAUUAGAUCUGAAUAAUCAUGGCAAAUCGCACAUUUGAGCCUUUAGAAGAGAGAACGUUUCAGUAUCAGAAUUCACUACCUCCUCUUCCAGUACCUAAUCUUGAAGAGUCUUUAUCUAAAUACUGUGAUGCAGUAAAACCUUUUUUAAGCCAAGAAGAAUUUGAAAACACAUGCAAAAUUGUAAAACGUUUUGAAAAUGGAAUUGGUAAAGAAUUGCACCAAAAACUUAUUGAAAGGGGAAGAGUCCGAAAGAACUGGCUGGAGGAGUGGUGGCUGAACGCGGCAUACCUUGAUGUGCGUAUGCCCUCUCAACUAAAUGUCAAUUUUGGUGGUCCAGCUUCCUAUCUGGAGCAUUAUUGGCCAUCCAAGAACGGCACCCAGCUAGAGCGAGGAUGCAUAGCUACAUGGUACACAUUGCAAUACUGGGACCUUUUAAGGAGAGAGAAGCUAGAGGUACAGAAGGCAAAGAGCACCCCUCUUGAUAUGCACCAGUUCCACUACAUGUUCAAUACUUGCAAAAUUCCAGGUGUCACUAGAGAUUCUAUUGUCAAUUAUUUUAAAACUGAGAGUGAAGGUAGAUGUCCAUCUCACCUGACCGUAAUGAGCAGAGGAAGAAUAUUCACUUUUGAAGCAGUGCACGAAGGCCAGAUCCUUUCGCCUCCUGAGCUGCUAAGGCAGCUUACGUAUAUUCAGAAUAUAUGCCAAAAUGAACCUAAUGGAAUUGGAUUGUCUUCCUUAACCACGGAAGAGAGAACACGCUGGGCUUUGGCUCGUGAACAUCUUCUGAAUCUUGAUCCAAAGAAUGCAUCCAGUCUGGAAAAAAUUCAGAGCAGUUUGUUUAUUGUGUCUAUUGAUGAUUCGAGUCCUCUGGGAACAGCAGACGAUUAUAGCCAGAUUACAAAACUGGCGCUUACUGGAGAUCCAACUGUACGUUGGGGAGACAAGUCGUACAACUUCAUUAUGUGGCAAAAUGGGGUGUUUGGAUCCAACUGUGAUCACGCACCAUACGAUGCCAUGGUACUGGUAUCCAUGUGUGAUUACAUUGAUCAAAACAUCAUAGCGUGUGAAGGUCGCUGGAAGGGUUCCACUGCUGUUAGAGAUUUCCCCCAUCCUGAAGAAGUUACUUUCACCGUGGAUGAAAAAGUACUGCGGGACAUUGCUCUUGCUAAAGCUCAGUAUUUGGAACAGGGUUCUGAUUUGCAGGUAGCUAACUACGCAUUUACAGAUUUUGGAAAGAACCUCGUUAAGAGGAAGAAACUUCACCCAGAUACCUUUAUCCAGCUUUCUCUUCAGCUGGCCUAUUACAAGCUUUAUGGCCGCCCCGGUAGCUGCUAUGAAACCGCGUCUACACGGGUUUACUAUCAUGCCCGUACAGAGACUAUGAGGCCGUGCACCGAGGAAGCCAUGGAAUGGUGUCGCUCCAUGGUAGACCCAAAUGCCACUCUUGGUCAACGUCAAGAACUAAUGCUGAAAGCAUUUGCUAAACACAAUAAGAUGAUGAAGGAAUGCCAGGAUGGGAAAGGGUUUGACCGUCACCUUUUAGGUCUUCUUCUUCUUGCAAAAGAGGGGGGUCUGCCUGUUCCAGAGCUCUUCAAUGACCCAGCCUUUACAAAAAGUGGAGGCGGGGGAAAUUUCAUACUUUCUACCAGUUGUGUUGGCUAUACACGUGUACACGGAGCUGUUGUUCCCAUGAUACAUGAUGGAUACGGGUUCUUCUACAGAAUCCGUGAUGACAGGUUUGUGGUGGCCUGCACGUCUUGGAAGUCCAGCCCAGAUACUGAUGCUGAAAAGCUUUGCCGGACAGUGUUUAAAAACUUCCACGAGAUGAUCCAACUGACAGUCAAGGGGCAGUUGUAGAAAGUCAGGGUUUCAGGAUUUCCUUCCUUUUCCACAUAUAAUGUACUUGUUGAGGGCUAGCUUUGGUUUAUCUACCCAUUUUAAGCACUGUACAAUAUGCUACUGCUUUGUAAGUAAAAUAAUGUCAUAACAAUCUGUUUUUUAGAGACCCUUUGCUGACAUGGAAUGUCGUAUUUAUUUAUUUAUUAAGUAAGCAGGAAUUCCAUCUGGACAUCUGGUCUACAUGGCCAGAUUAUCAUGGCAUUUGGAAUGUGAUGGGUCCUCAAGGGGUUAGUAGCCAUAUGUUUACAGUUUUUAAUAAAACAAUACAUUUAUACAAAUCCAAGCUACCUUUAUCACCACAGCAUACCUGGGACAUUUCAGAAUGUUGAAGCUCUGAGAUACUUGAAUAUGUUAUAUCUAACACUCAUUCUAUAGACUGAGCUUCCUUCGUUUAAACAUGACCACUUCAACCACUCUGAUAAACCAACUGUGGUCUUAGUGAAACCAAUGACUGACUUACCUGUGUAUAGGUCUUUUGUUAUGAGGAUCCAACACUUGGUGGUGUGAUACAUAGAAUGAGCUUAUUCUUAAUGAGAUUAGAUUGAGAGAUCCCAGGUAUGCAUACAAAUACAAAUACAAACACGAACAAACUGAUAGACAGCUUCAUUGUUGUAUUGCACUACCACCUUCCCAAUUUCUGAUCUGCAUCAGAACCCUCACCACCCACCUUUUAAUUUUAUUUUAAUCUCCACGUACUAGUUUGCUUUUUGCACAUAGUGAGGAUCUGCUAUUUUCCCAAUUUUUACAUUAUACAGAGCAGCAUGCUUGAUAACCCGUUGUUUAACAUCCCAAAGAAUGAGAACUGAUAUUAUGUACUAGAAAGUAAAAUGAUCUAGAUGUUCGUUAAAGCUACCAUAUUAACUGCUUGUCACAAGAUGCUAUGAAGCUAAACAUUAAGUUGGUGACCGGUCCAGUUUCAGUGCAGUGGUUGCUAUGACAACAUCAUCUACACAAUGAAGCUUGCUCUAUCUGUACUUUGCCGUAGCAAUGCAAUCUAAAAGAGCCACUAUUUGUGAUUAAAUCAAUGCAGUAUACACAAUGCAAAAACAAUGCAAACUCACUUCACUUAUGUCAUCCAAGCGCAUACAACACAUUUUAAUUAAGCUAUAAUUAUAUAGAGUUAGAUUACUGUGUGAAUGAUAAUUGAGAAAUCAUUAGAUGAUGAUUGAGGAGUUUGAGGAACUGGAACCCAGAUUUGCCAAUGAUUGGAGUGCUGAAGGGGAUACAAUGAAUUUGAAUUUAUUUGUUCUUAUUACUAAUGUUUCUGCUUUUCUUCAGCCGUAGCCAACAGCCAUUUAGUACUUGCUUUACUAGAAAUUUGAUUCUACACUGCAGGUAUGAUCUCAUUAUAAUACAACUAAAGUGGAGUGUUUUUCGUUAUCCGUUUGUCCCCUAUAAUAGAAAUUGCAUAGUGUGUAGAGUAUUGCUGAAGACAACUGAACAUCCCAGGAAAGUCAAGAGAUGCUUGUUUUCCCCCUGAUCUUAGAAUGUAGUAUUUACACUGCACCUAGAGGGUUCUGGGUAGGCAUAUGUAAAUGAUGGCUUCAUCGAUCACCUAUAACUUCUUUAUCCACUUUACACAUGGACCUUCCUGUGUAUGUUGCUGUUCUAGACAGCUAUUGAUACAAACUUUAAGUUGUAGCCUUAGAGUGUUUUAGAAGCUAACAUGACCCCUUUCUCAUAUGUUUAAGCAAAAGUGCAUCUUCCAUGGGAGGAAGAAAGAAACCGUUAAAUUAAAUAGAAUCAAGUUUCAUCAUUAUUUUUGGCGUUUAUGUAGCGCCAACUUAUUGUGCAGGGCUUUAUAAUAAUAUGGCACAACGUCUCAUUGUACCAGCUCAAUUGCAACCAAACAUAUGGAACUUGCUAAAAUCCUAAAGAGACUUCUCCCACUGACCGGCCAAUAAUUCCGUUUAUUAGACUGCACGGUCAUUGGCAUAGAAACCUACUGUAUUCGUCAUGCUUAUUGGCAGAACACGCUCUGCUGGGAGAUUUCUCUGUGUGACUGUUUAAGUUGACCAGGAAGUAGAAGCACAUGUAAUGCCUACUGAGAUGUAAAAACAACGCUAUCAAUAGUGUGCUGGGGGGUUUUCACUUUUAGACAUAUGGGGGGGGGGGAAGGGGGACAAAACCGGUUUAAUAAAAAGUCUGCAUUGUACUGUUCACAGCAGGAAGACAAACAUAAAGAUAUAAAAUAAUUUCUGGCAUGACUGGUGCCCUUCAAAGUGGAUACAGAGGUUACAAUUCAUUGUGUGCCUCAUUUGCAUAACACUGCCCAAAAACCUUAGCAGCAAUAUUAACAUUAUAUGGGAAAAACAGGAAUGCCGAAUUACUGUUUGUGAGCUCAUUGUAUAUAGGAGGUUUUCCGUUUCUUUUUACUUCACACAAUCUUUUGAAUUUGUUAUGUAGUAGGAUGCUAAAGCAGCUGUUCUACACAGUGUACUACGGCAGCACUUGUUAUAAAUAUUAGGUGCCUUAAGAGAGGGUUGAACUGUGUUUGCAUUGUCCCAGUUUGAUGCAGGGCUCCUCUGAUAAUAGUGAAUGUAAUUAUUCUAUGCUGCCACUAGAUGUCCUCUUUUUCUCAUCAGACAUGCUCAAGCAGGAUUUAUUUUUCUAGCAAAUAGGAGGCCAGGACUUGGCUGGUUGUAUCUCCAGCUGUUGUAGACUUUUAAAUUGGCAAAGAAUCAUGGAAGUGCUGUUCUACAACAUCUGGUGAUCUAUCGCCUGCCCUCCCCUGAAAUGGAAAGGGAUGAGAUCAAUAUUCUCAUUUGUAAAACCACAACAUAGUCUGCAGCGUUGUGAAUUGAGUGGACAACACAUAAAAGCAAAUUCAACAAGGCCAGUCUGACUUCAAAGAACAUGACGUGGUGAGGGCUCCUGCUCAAUCCAGUUUACAAUGUCUGGAAUCUCAGGAAUUACAUUGUAGCUUCUACCAAUGCUUUAGAUACUGGUGCCUCACUCACAUCCAAAGUGUACAAACAUCCAUGCACAUACUUGAUUCCAAAAUUGACAUCAAAAACAGC